Messenger RNA from Scophthalmus maximus (turbot), 1538 nucleotides. Its product is annotated as thyrotropin-releasing hormone receptor. Gene Ontology annotation, biological process: phospholipase C-activating G protein-coupled receptor signaling pathway. The record is from RefSeq and is a predicted model, not a curated record. Gene Ontology annotation, molecular function: thyrotropin-releasing hormone receptor activity. NCBI's taxonomy places the organism in Eukaryota, Metazoa, Chordata, Actinopteri, Pleuronectiformes, Scophthalmidae. The coding region runs from base 1 to 1179 and encodes 392 amino acids. The transcript is spliced from 3 exons. Gene Ontology annotation, cellular component: membrane.
AUGGAGAACAACACAACCAUCUUCCAGGAUGUGCCCCAGGUUUUAAAUCUGACAGAAAUGCCUCUGAACCCUCUUGAAGAGCAGGUCAUUACCAUAUUUUUGACAAUGCUCAUCUGUGGAGUUGGGAUUGCUGGAAAUAUCAUGGUGGUGCUGGUUGUGCUUCGUACUAAACACAUGGUGACCCCGACCAACUGCUACCUCGUCAGUCUGGCUGUCGCGGACCUCAUCGUGCUUUUGGCUGCAGGACUUCCUAACAUCUCUGAUGUCGUAGCCUUCUGGAUAUACGGCUACACAGGAUGCUUGUGCAUAACUUAUCUUCAGUACCUGGGUAUCAACGUGUCUUCCUGCUCCAUCAUGGCGUUCACCAUUGAACGAUAUAUCGCUAUAUGCCACUCCAUAAAGGCGCAGUUCAUUUGCACUACUUCACGGGCCAAGAGGAUCAUAGCUGGAGUCUGGGUCUUCACCUCACUCUAUUGCGUUAUGUGGUUCUUCUUAGUGGACACAGAUGAAACGGUCUAUACCAACCGAGUGGUGGUCACUUGUGGCUACCGUGUCUCCAGGAGUUUCUACAUGCCAAUCUAUUUCUUGGACUUCACCCUGUUUUACGUGAUUCCCCUCCUCGUGGCCAUGGUCCUUUAUGGACUCAUUGCAAGGAUUUUGUUCAUGAGCCCUCUGCCAUCACAUCUCAACGACAGAGCCGGAGGAAGGUCGGUUCACCAGGGUCACUCCAACAGCACCAACAAGGCCAACAAGGGUGCAAUCUCUGCAAGGAAACAGAUAACAAAGAUGUUGGCCGUGGUGGUCAUCCUCUUCGCCUUGCUCUGGAUGCCGUACCGAACACUGGUAGUGGUCAACUCCUUCAUCGACCCGCCUUACCACAACACCUGGUUCUUGCUCUUCUGCCGGAUGUGCAUCUACACCAACAGUGCUGUCAACCCAAUCAUUUACAACCUCAUGUCUCAGAAGUUUCGUGUGGCUUUCAAAAAGCUCUGCAACUGCAACUGGCGACACAAGGAGAAGGCAGCUGAGUAUAAUGUGCCGAUGUAUUACAGCGUGAUGAAGGAUUCGUCCCAUGAGAGCAAUGAGCCGGUCACAGAGCAGGAGGAAGUGAGCAGCCAAACCAUCAAGAGGGUUCCAAACUCUGUCCUCCCAGUAAGUAUUAGAGUAAAUUAUGGUUAGGGUUGCCUGUAAGGAAGUUUAAGAUUGUAGGUAAAUAACACAAUUAGAAGGAAAACAGCUGUUGCAGUAUUUUUUGUGUUUUGUUGUGUAAUUUAUUAUUCUGACCAAACAAACAAAGAAAAAGCAGAAAGAGUGAGCACUGAGUUCAGCUGGACCUGAAUGCUGGAACAAAUCUGGAACAUGUCAGCUUCUAAUAUGUAUUUCAACAAUGUCAUUAACAGCAGUGUCAUCCACUGAACUCAGUGAAAGGUUUACGUCAAGAACAAGUUUAAGCUCUGUAGUGCUGGUGUGAAAUUCUGUUGUUAGGUAGAAAAGGAAACUGACUUUUUAGUAAAUUCAUUAUCCAAACAAACAAUAGA